AAAGAAAUCUAUGGUCAAAUCAAAAGCACUCAAAAACCGCGGAGUCUUUUUUUCUCUCUCUAGAAACCGUCGAUCAGUUCCUUAAAAGCGCACCUUCUUCCCCCAAAUUUCUUUCUCAACUCCAAAUUCUCACACGCAAGAAUAAGCCUAAUCCUAAUCCUAAUCCUAAUCCUUAUCCAGAUCCAGAAUCAAGAUCAUGAAUGAUCAAGAUCAAGAACACGAAGAGGACUAUUUCGAUCGUCUUCCCGACGCGCUUCUUCUUCUGAUCUUCAACAAAUUGAUCGACGCUCGGUCUCUCCUUCGCUGCCUCGCCGUCAACCGCCGCUUCGGUUCCCUCAUUCCGCACUCCGACGCCGUUUUCCUCGCCAUUCCUCGUCCGCUGCUCGAUCACAAGGGGAAGUCCGCACUCCGUCGCCAUUCGCCGCAGAGUUCGCUCAGGUACUUCUUUCGUAAGUUCGUCUUUACGCCUAUUCGCUUCCUCCGCCGCGCGAUUGCUCGUUCCUCGCCGCCGCCGAGUUCCGGAUUUGGCGACUGGUACCACUGGCCGAGCGCUGCGUUGAGGGAGUUCGGAGGAAUUAAGUUCGUUCACAUGGAGCUCCCUUGCUGCGGCGGCGAAAUCGGCUCCGAUCACGGCGGCGAUCCGCUGCUCAAGUGGAAGGCGGAGUUCGGUACCGAAUUGAAGAGUUGCGUCGUUCUCGGAGCGUCAUCUUUACGGCGGAGAUCGAUUGCUCCGUCUAAUUCAGACGCCAAGGAAACAGGAGAAGAACGCGUAGAUGCAGAAUCUGAAUCGGACAUUGGAGACGAAGAGCUUAAGCUACGAAUCGUAUGGACGAUUUCAGCCCUAAUUGCCGCUUCCAUGAGACAUUACUUCGUAAAACAAAUGGUUUCCGAUUUUCCGAUGCUGCAGAGCGUGGUGAUUACGGAUUCAACAAAACAGGGGAGGCUCUGUAUGAGAGAGAAGCAACUCACCGAACUCAGAGAAUCGAUGAAAUCUUCCGAUUCGAUUCAAUCUCGAGUAGAGAGGACAGUGAUUCCAGAUCUGAACAUGAAGAUGUGGCAUGUACCGGUGCUGGAUCUGCCGGCCUCCGGCUUCGUGAUGACGGCGGCGACUCUCAUCGUCAUCCGGCCGACUGCAGCAGGUACGGAGUUAGAAGGACUAGACACAAUGGGAGACGAUUUUGAUGCUGAGGAAGAGGAAAAACUCGGAGCAUAUGGUGAAGCUGUGAAAAAAAUGAUGAAGUUGAAAAGAAACUACGUCUUGGAGGUAAAUUCUUUCUGAUUGUAAUGUAAAUUAAAGAAUUAGAGUAGAUAGAACCAUACAAAUUCGUUCCACGUUUUUGGAUUGUAGAAAAAUUACUGUAAAUUCGGGUGAGGUUUUUAAUUCAAUUUCUGUAGUUUAGAUUCUUUUGGGCAUUCAACCUUUUUCGUUUCGGUGCUCAAGGACAGGGGAGCUGAUCCGAUUGGUUGUAAAAUUUUGCUUCCCAUUUAAUUUGGUGAUGUGUAAGAGAAAGUAGAGAGAAUGUUUCACUUUCUUCUAAA
Messenger RNA from Momordica charantia (bitter melon), 1539 nucleotides. Its product is annotated as F-box protein At4g18380-like. The record is from RefSeq and is a predicted model, not a curated record. Gene Ontology annotation, molecular function: protein binding. Lineage: Eukaryota; Viridiplantae; Streptophyta; Magnoliopsida; Cucurbitales; Cucurbitaceae.